Bufo gargarizans (Asiatic toad) is the source of this 2216-nucleotide messenger RNA. RefSeq names its product DEAD-box helicase 5 (gene DDX5). The record is from RefSeq and is a predicted model, not a curated record. The transcript has 13 exons. Lineage: Eukaryota; Metazoa; Chordata; Amphibia; Anura; Bufonidae. Gene Ontology annotation, cellular component: nucleus; ribonucleoprotein complex; cytoplasm. Gene Ontology annotation, biological process: alternative mRNA splicing, via spliceosome. Bases 124 to 1938 code for a protein of 604 amino acids. Gene Ontology annotation, molecular function: RNA binding; ATP binding; RNA helicase activity.
AGUUGCGUCAUGUGGGCGUGUCGUGCCGGCUUUUCUUUCUCUUUAUAACCGGCAUCCGCAGAGUGAACAUCUCCACCACCUCGUGACUCCCGGACUAGACGUACCCCGAGUAACAGCACAGACAUGCCUGGGUUUAACGACAGAGGCCGCGAUAGAGGAUUUGGUGGCGCUCCCCGCUUUGGAGGUAACAGGGGAUCUGGAAAGUUUGGUAACCCAGGAGAGCGACUCGUGAAAAAGAAAUGGAACCUGGAACAGCUGCCAAAAUUUGAGAAGAACUUCUACCAGGAGACCCCUGAAGUGGCGUGCCGCACUGCGCAAGAUGCUGAGCAGUACCGGAGGGGUAAGGAGAUCACCGUCCGUGGCCAAAACUGCCCCAAGCCUGUCCUCCAGUUCCAUGAAGCGAGCUUCCCAGUCACUAUCAUGGAGGCGCUGAAGCGCCAGAACUUCACUGAGCCUACCCCCAUCCAGAGCCAGGGCUGGCCGGUGGCCCUGAGCGGGUUGGACAUGGUUGGCGUUGCUAUGACAGGGUCUGGGAAGACUCUCUCUUACUUGCUUCCCGGCAUUGUCCACAUCAACCACCAGCCGUUCCUUCAGAGAGGCGAUGGACCCAUUCUCCUGGUGCUGGCACCUACCCGAGAAUUGGCUCAGCAGGUGCAGCAAGUGGCAGCAGAAUAUGGCAGAGCGUGCCGCCUGAAGUCCACCUGUAUCUAUGGAGGUGCACCCAAGGGACCCCAGCUGAGGGACCUGGAGAGAGGUGUUGAGAUUUGCAUUGCCACACCCGGACGUCUCAUUGACUUUUUGGAAGCUGGAAAGACUAACCUGAACAGGUGCACUUACCUGGUACUGGAUGAGGCAGACAGGAUGCUUGACAUGGGCUUCGAGCCUCAGAUCAGGAAGAUUGUGGACCAGAUCCGGCCUGACAGACAGACCCUGAUGUGGAGCGCCACAUGGCCAAAGGAGGUGCGGCAGCUGGCAGAAGACUUCUUAAAGGACUAUGUUCACAUAAACAUUGGUGCCCUGGAACUGAGUGCCAACCACAACAUCCUGCAGAUCGUGGACGUGUGCAACGAGGGCGAGAAGGACGACAAGCUUGUCCGUCUGAUGGAGGAAAUCAUGAGCGAGAAGGAGAACAAGACCAUAGUGUUUGUGGAGACAAAGAGGCGCUGUGAUGAACUGACCCGCCGCUUACGGAGAGACGGGUGGCCUGCUAUGGGCAUUCAUGGUGACAAAAGCCAGCAGGAGCGUGACUGGGUGUUAAAUGAGUUUAAACACGGCAAAUCCCCCAUCCUCAUUGCCACAGACGUUGCAUCCCGAGGUCUAGAUGUGGAAGAUGUGAAAUUUGUCAUCAAUUAUGACUACCCUAACUCCUCUGAGGAUUAUAUCCACCGUAUUGGGAGGACAGCCCGCAGUACCAACACGGGCACUGCCUAUACCUUCUUCACCCCCAACAAUGCCAAACAAGUGGGCGAUCUGAUCGCUGUGCUCCGCGAAGCCAACCAGACAAUCAACCCCAAGCUGCUCCAGCUGGUGGAGGACAGAGGACGCUUUAGAGGAGGCAGAGGAGGAAUGAACGACCGUCGUGACCGCUUUUCUUCAGGCAAGCGGGGUUGGGGGGAUCGGGAGAAUUACAACAGAGGGUUCGGAGCUAAGAGGGACUUUGGAAACAAGCAGAACGGCUUUGGAGCGCAGUCGUAUAAUAACUCCUACACCAACGGCUACGGCGCAGCCAUGCAGGGAGCAGUCCAAGGAGCGUACCAGCGGCCCGGCCAGAACGGCGCCUACCAGAACAGCUAUGACGCCACCCAACAGUACGCAGCAGCCAUGCAGAACGGGAUGGCCCAGCAGGCAUACACCUACCCAGCAGCAGCAGCCGCCACAGUGACUCCAGCAGCUCCUUCCAUGCUAGGAUACACCAUGCCCGGGGCUUACCCUCAGUGAGGAGCAGCGCACUCGGUGUCCAUUUUUGCUUUUAAUUUUAUAUUUUUUUUUUCCCUUUGGUUAUUUAAGUCAGGACAGGGUGUGGUGGGGUCAGCCGCCUGCCCCAGUGACUGUAGUGCACUUUUCACUAUUUAAGUUGACUGUUUCUCUACAUUCCUGAAGACAUUUUAGUUUCUUUUUUGUACUAGACGCGGCCAGUGUUCUCACGUCCAUGUACAGUGAUUGACGUACUGUAACGGGGGCAGCGCAUGGCCCUCAAUAAAGACCAUUCAACUCAA